This is a messenger RNA of Eruca vesicaria subsp. sativa (arugula), 234 nucleotides long. The record is from the annotation of a GenBank genome assembly. Lineage: Eukaryota; Viridiplantae; Streptophyta; Magnoliopsida; Brassicales; Brassicaceae.
AUGAAUCUUGAGUUUUCGUGUUCUUGGAGGGGAACACCGGUUAAGAAAUUACCGGUCGGUUACAUCGUUAACGAGUUUGUUGUCUUGGAGAAGGAUAAGGUCAAGAGAGUGUACAAUGUAGUGUUGGAGUCUUACAUUGUUGAUAUACCAAAAGGUAAUACAGAGGAGGAUACGAGGAUGUUUGUGAAUACUGUCGUCAAUAACAUUCUUGCGUGGAAUUUGUUUUCUUCUUAA